CGGGCCGGGCGGGCGGAAGCGCCUCAGGAUCCGCCGAGUCUGGACAAAUCACCGAUUCCUCAGGAUUGGAGGAGAGCUUUAAAAGGGCAGCGAGGCUGGGGAGGGGUUUGGAGCGGCUGAGGGAGCUGUGGGAAGCUCAGCCUGGAGAUUCAGGGGACAUCUUACCCCUCCUGUCUGUGAGGAGGGUGCAGCCAGGCACAGCAAAAAAGCCCCAUCCCCACCUCACUACUGCUCCUGUCAGAGUUUUAGAGAGCUGUGAGGUCACCCCUGAGCCUCCUCGAGACUAAACAAGCCCAGCCUCAUAGGACAUGUUUUCUAGCCCCUUUACAGGCCUUGUUCCUCUUCUCUGGACACACUCCAGCCCCUCAAUGUCCUUUUCAAAGUGAGUGGCCCAAAACUGAACACAGCAGUGGCAAGAACAGAGGGACAGUCGCUUCCCUGGUGCUGCUGGCUGUGCUAUUCCUGCUACAGGCCAGGAUACCCCAGGUCACCAGAGUGAAUAUCAAAGCCCUGUGCCACUGGUGGAGGCUCUGACAGCAGGAGAGCUCUUGGAAAGUGUGAUGGAAAAAGACCCUGAAUGCAAGAAAGCAGGCUGGUUGAAUAGAUGCUUAGGUCACAUCUGGAGACCCCCAGCAGAACUAAAAGUACCACAUGGGUGUGUGAUGGACUGUAGUGAAGAGAAGGGAUCCCAAGUAAGGAAAUCCAUGUUAUCAAAAAGCUGAACUUUUCCUUGUCAAGCAGUGAAGUCCUGCCUAGAGGGAAGCAAAAUCUUCAUUGUUUUGCUUUCAAGAACAGCCAAGCGGAGCCCAGGAAAUUAAUUUCAAUUUGGAAGCAAAAACAGGACAAGCAUGGAUCCAUCCAGAUGCUUUAUCCUCAAUUCUCUUAAAGGCAAUAAAAUGCUCAAGGCAAAGCAACUCAGUGUAAAUGGUUGAAGGGUCUUUUGACUCAAAGAGCUAAUAUAUAAUAUAACAAGAAAAAAACCCCAAAAUUAAUUACCUUCUUUAAAGAGGAAAUAUAAGCAGAACAGUAUGAUAACGAGAUUUUUGUUAAAAUAACUUUAAGUUAUUAAAAGUUAUUAUUUUAAAAUAAUAAUUAAAUUAAUAAUUGUCAUAAUUUAAAUAAUUUAAAUUAUUUUUAUUAAAAUAAUUUUAAUAAAAUAUUUAAAAUAUUAAAUUAUGUGCCUUUUGUUAAAUAAAAACCGGGUUGCAGCAGGCAAGACUGAAAUGCUGGAAGGGCCGAGCCCGGCACCCCCGCUCUGAGGGAAGAGGCCUUGGAUGGAUCCCGAACCCCCGGGAUGGGGCUGGGGCGGCAGCGGCGCUCUGCGCGGGCGGGAGGCCGCGCUGCGCGGGGGCGGGGAUGGAGCACGGCUAAUCCGGGUGGGAACCCGCCGUGACACGUCUUGACAGAGCCACCGGCGGGUCACGGGCUGCCAGAGCCGCCGGGAAACAGCGGGGACACGGCGUGAGAGACACCCGGGGGGCAGCGGAGUACCCGGCCGCGACACUCACUGAGGCCACCAGCGGGGGACAGCGUUUGCCACAGCCACAGGGCCACCAGCGGGGGACAAGGCUUCCAGGCUUGCCACAGCCACCGGGCCACCAGAGGAUCAUGGCUGCCAUCGAGGAGCGCACCUUCAUUGCCAUCAAGCCUGACGGGGUCCAGAGGGGGCUGGUGGGGGAGAUCAUCAAACGCUUUGAGAAGAAAGGAUUCAAACUGGUAGCCAUGAAAUUAGUACACGCUUCUGAGGACCUCCUGAGGGAACACUACAUUGACCUCAAGGACCGGCCGUUCUACGAUGGCCUGGUGCAGUACAUGCACUCGGGACCUGUUGUAGCCAUGGUGUGGGAAGGUCUUAAUGUGAUUAAGACUGGAAGAGUGAUGCUGGGGGAAACCAAUCCGUUCGAUUCCAAGCCCGGCACUAUUCGUGGGGACUUCUGUGUCCAAGUUGGAAAGAACAUCAUUCAUGGCAGUGAUUCUGUGGAAAGUGCUGAGACAGAGAUCAAUUUAUGGUUCACUCCUGAAGAACUGGUCGAUUACAGAAGCUGUGCUCAUGAGUGGAUCUAUGAUUAACACCCAGCCUGGAUCUUCUGAUAUUCCCAUGUCCAUGAGCAGCUGCCAGCCUCUAGCUAUUCCAAAGAAUUCCCUGGUAGAAACCUCAGAAAACAGUGAAAUUGCUCUGUUGUGGAUGUUAGAGUCAGUGCUUGCUGCUCCUUUGAUUUAAAAGUCGUCAAGUUAUAGAUGGAAUUGCACAUUUUAAAAGCUGCUUCUGGGAUUGAGAGAUAUGACAUGAAAACACAGAAUAGAUAACAUAUAUUUUUCUGAAGCAUUUUAUAGUCAUAGAGGGUAUUUUGGUAAACAUUAAAAAAUGGGUAAAAAUUUAUUUGGUAAAUAAAUACGCAAAUGGCUCAGAGUCAGAGGUUAACUUUGCUAAAACAUUAGAGGACAACUGAUGGUGUGUAAAUGCAUAGAUAAUAUGCCCAAAUGUUGAGGAUUUACUUAAUAUUUUAAGUCAAGUGUUUCCCCAUUCCUAAAAUGGCUGCAGAAAAAAGCCCAUUUCUCUCCCCAGAGCAUGCUGUGCCCAUAAAGAGCUUAAAUGACAACUGACUUCCACACUGACACUGUUUCAACUCUCUUUUUUCCUUCCACAUGGGAUUUAUGUAGUAUUUUAAGGACCGAUUAACCAGCCUGGCUUGAUGAAAUGUCCUUUUAUGUGAAAAGAAGAUUAAUGUGAGGAUGGAUGAGGGAGAUUCUACCUUUAGCCACAGAGUGCAGCAGCUCUCUGCCAUUGCACAGAGCAGUAAGUGGUGUUUGCUUUGACAUCUCAACAGCUGGUAAUUUAGCUGGUACUCAUUAGUGUACUUUCCUCAUUAGCUGGAACUACAAAGCAAAUGGUCCUUGGAUAAGUUGUUUUAGAAGCAACUUUAUCACUAUCAUUUUCUAUUUAUUUAAUGAUGUAAAGAAUAGAGUCAUAAUAAUGCAGAAGGCAUUUCAGUUUCAACAGCAAAAGUUGUACUGGAUGAGGAUGUUGGGAUUGAUAUUAUGUAUUUAUUUCUGUGCAACAUUUUAUUCACUAAGAGCAAGAGUUUCAUGGAAUCAGUUGCUCAAGCCCAAUGAUUUUUUUCCCCCACAGCGAGUUCUUGUAUGUGAAUACUGAACUAUGCAGUGAAUGUUGAAGGCUUAUGAUACCUUAUGGUGAUAUCGAGCUCCUAAAAAGAGAUGGCACAAAAUAAAACAAUAUUUGCUGUUUCUUCAGUGAAAUAAAAUGAAA
Molecule: messenger RNA, 3268 nt
Organism: Passer domesticus (house sparrow)
Lineage: Eukaryota; Metazoa; Chordata; Aves; Passeriformes; Passeridae
Product: nucleoside diphosphate kinase-like
Exons: 7
Coding region: 1609-2070 (153 amino acids)
Biological process (GO): CTP biosynthetic process; UTP biosynthetic process; GTP biosynthetic process
Molecular function (GO): nucleoside diphosphate kinase activity
Source: RefSeq, a predicted model, not a curated record